CUCUUUGGGAUGGGGAACCCCUUAUUGGACAUUUGUGCUGUGGUGGACAAAGACUUCCUCGAUAAAUACACUCUGAAGCCAAAUGACCAGAUCCUAGCUGAGGACAAGCACAAAGCCCUGUUUGAUGAACUAGUGAACAAGUUCAAAACGGAAUACCACGCUGGGGGAGCCACUCAGAAUUCCAUUAAGAUCGCUCAGUGGAUGAUCCAAGAGCCUCACAACGUGGGCACGUUCUUCGGAUGCAUCGGCCAAGACAAGUUUGGAGCGAUUCUGAAGAAGAAGGCAGAAGAGGCACACAUCGACGCUCACUACUACGAGCAAGACCAAGAGCCCACGGGCUCGUGUGCCGCAUGCAUCACUGGAGCCAACCGGUCGCUGGUGGCUAACCUGGCUGCUGCCAACUGUUAUAAGAAGGAAAAGCAUCUGGACCUAGAAGAAAAUUGGAAGCUGGUGGAAAGAGCUAAAGUUUAUUAUAUUGCCGGUUUCUUCGUGACAGUGUCUUUGGAGUCCAUGCUAAAAGUGGCAAAGCACGCAUCAGAAAACAACAAACUGUUCUGCCUAAACCUGUCUGCACCCUUCAUCUGCCAGUUCUUCAAGGACCACCUCAUGCAGCUCAUGCCCUACGUGGACGUGCUCUUUGGAAAUGAGAUGGAGGCAGCUGUAUUCGCUAAAGAGCAAGAAUUUGAGACCAAAGACAUUAAGGAGAUUGCCAAGAAAGCGCAAGCUCUGCCCAAAGUCAACACCAAAAGAAAACGGAUUGUUGUCUUGACUCAGGGGAAGGAUGAAACUGUGAUGGCUCUCGGUGACAAAAUUGAGACCUUUCCAGUGAUGGCGAUUGAUCCCAAAGACCUAGUGGACACAAAUGGCGCUGGUGACGCAUUUGUUGGAGGUUUCUUGUCUGGGCUUGUCCGAGAAAAACCUUUGGACCAAUGUGUGAAGGCAGCUCACUACGCUGCCAAUGUCGUCAUUAGAAGGUCGGGUUGCACUUUCCCCGAAAAGCCAGAUUUUGUUUGA
This is a messenger RNA of Nerophis lumbriciformis (worm pipefish), 1014 nucleotides long. NCBI's taxonomy places the organism in Eukaryota, Metazoa, Chordata, Actinopteri, Syngnathiformes, Syngnathidae. The record is from RefSeq and is a predicted model, not a curated record.